This is a messenger RNA of Sugiyamaella lignohabitans, 2658 nucleotides long. RefSeq names its product serine/threonine protein kinase regulatory subunit ATG13 (gene ATG13). Lineage: Eukaryota; Fungi; Ascomycota; Dipodascomycetes; Dipodascales; Trichomonascaceae. Bases 1 to 2658 code for a protein of 885 amino acids. Gene Ontology annotation, cellular component: Atg1/ULK1 kinase complex; extrinsic component of membrane; cytosol. The transcript has a single exon. Gene Ontology annotation, biological process: piecemeal microautophagy of the nucleus; mitophagy; autophagosome assembly. The record is from RefSeq and is a predicted model, not a curated record.
AUGCUGAACGAGCAGCAGUCCCUGUUAUUUAUAGAUUCUAACGGCAAGAGUUGGAAUGCGACUAAAGGCACUAAGAAGACCGAAGUUGUACUAGAGCGAUGGGUUAUUGACUUAUUAUCUAUCGACCGACAUGGAGGGGUGGGUGGAACAGGUGGACCCAGUGGUGAGGGCUCAGCAAGUGGUGGUAGUGGUAGUUCGAGCGGCUUGUCAGACGAUGGGUUUCUGUCUGAUCUGCCAGUUGUUUAUAAAAAGGCUAUAGUGGCUUUUAGGUCACUAUAUACAUAUUUGCAUCUCAUGCCAAGUUGGAACUUGAAGAGAAGACUUUCCAAGGCUAAAUUAAACAUAUCGCCUAUUUCGAUAGGAUGUAGGAUUAUUAACGGCGCACAACCUAUUUCAAGCCGAGGGCGAAUCGGGCUCACCAAGAACUUGAAGGGAGAUGAAGGUUCUAACGAUUCACAUUUGGAUACAUUCCAUUUCAGCAAUGUUGAGACCCCAGUAGGAGCUCUACGGAUUUCAGUUUCAUUUCGUACGAAUACGAACUUCCGAAUCGGAGAUUCUGAAAUGCUAUUGAGCAGUCAUUUCUUGAAUAUGGAUCAGACAACCAGAACCCACGUUUCUGGAAGUGGUUCCAGUGGUAGUGUAGGAAUGAGAAUGCAACCAGCUGCUAAUGUCAGUGAUGAAAGUGGACUGGGUCCAGAGCCGUCAAGUAUUUCGGCUGCAUCUACUGCUACAGGAUCAGUGUCGACAUCUGGACAGGGGCAUGGUAUAGGGGCAGCUGCUACAGUGGGUGGUUCAGGAUCCGGUUCAGGGUCUGGUUCAGGGUCUGGUUCGUCGUCUCGACGCGGAUCGUCUACUGUCUCUGGAACAGCCCCGCUUACAAAUUCAUCGUACUCUCCAAGCCCGACGUUGUCAUCUUCACCACAUCCAAAACCUUCUGUAUCGUUUAUGCAGCCAUUUAAAUCACCAUCUACUGCAUCAUCCGGAUUUGAAAUCUUACAACAACAGCAGCAGUUUCAGCAUCCACAACAGCAAGGAGGCAUGGCCAAUUCCCCAAGAAAACCGUCUGUGGGAAGAAUCCCGUCCAAUAGUUCAAUGGCGGCGCUGAGAAUUCCCAAGAGAACUCUUUCGACUGCCUCAGCAACAUCAAUUAACUCUGUUUCGUCGGGUAGAAGCGGUGCUAUAGGAAUAACUGGGAACCAACCGGGUCCUAAUAUCCCAAAUAGUGUGGGUUCUAAUGAAGCAAUUGUUUCUUCUUUCGGUAGCAGUUCUUCGGCUCCACGUUACAGCAGCAGUUUUGGAUCGCGUGGCCAAUGGCCUCGAUCGGGAUCGAUUACGAGCGUUUCACGGAGUAACCGUCCAUCUUCAUUUGUAGGGGAUCCUUCUAGUGUAGGGAGUAGCUCUUCGUCUCUGAUGGACCCGGGAUCUGGGUUAUACCUGGCUAGCAAUGACUUGGGAAAUUUUGUUAAGAUGGUUGAUUCAGCUCACCGGCCCUUCAGUUCUUCACCUAGUAGUGGCAGUGACGGUGGUGAGUCUCGUGUUUUGAGUGGUGGUAAUGAUUUAGUUGGUGACACCACCUCAAAUGUAACUUCCACUUCCACUAUGACUACUAAUACUAGUUCACAAAAGCAAAACCCCCUAGCUCGCUUCCAGAUGCUGAAAGAUAGCCACAAGGCAUUAUCCGAUUCAUUGCAAUCAUCAAUGUACUUGCCUAAGGAAGAUCCAAGAACAACAGCAUCUCCAGGAUCUAGCCCUCAGGAUAUUGCUUUAUCUACUUCUUCAUCUCCAGUUAGCAAAGGACUCUCACAUACGCCUGUUGUUCCGUCACGUCUUAGUGAAGAAAUGGUUAUUGAGGACACCACAGGUCGCAGAAGUAGAAUGGGAAGAUCGCAUACACCGUCGACGGAAGGUGGAUCGAGUAUCCUUGCGUCCGCUGCAGGAGUUGGCCCAGGAUCUAAUUUGGCUCGUAGGUCCUCUCGUAGUCGCACUAGGGGAACGAUUCUGUCGAUUUAUGGCAAUGUUGGCGAGCCUAGUACAUCUCCCAUUUCCAGCUAUACGUCGACAUCUCCUUUAGACAUCCCCAUGUCACCCUCUAAUAACUCAUCAUAUUCGCGAUCUGCGAGAAGAGAGUCCACUAGCCUGCUAAAUAGACGAACAAUGGGCUACGAUGAUCUUCAAGGUGGAGUUGAUCUGGAACCUCAUCAUCAUAGUUUGAAUCGUGUUGAUACUUUGUCAUCAAAUGCUGUUCACUCUGGGUCAGUAACAGCUCCAAUAACGAGCAGCUCGUCUUCUAGUGCCAGAAGGCGAUCGUUCUACAUUGGAGAUUAUGAUGGUCAAUAUCGUCAUUUCCCUGGGGGUGAACACCAGAGUAGAAGCCGUCAUGGUAGUAAUUCCGGUGGUAACUCUGGUGGUCUGAUAUCCUCGGCCGGUACAGGAAGCACUGGUCAGCAUGCUUCAUCUGUUGGUGAAACCUCAGCCGGUGCGGGUACAGGGUCUCGUUCGACAUUACAACAAACAUAUGAUGAUGAUGAGCUGCUAUUUGCGAUGAGUGACAUGCACAUUGUAUCACCACCACCAGCGCCUGGAUCACAAUCUGCCGGCUCUAAUCCAGGUACAACUCCUGAUAACAACAGCCACCAGUAUGGCCCAGCCUGGUCAUAG